AUGAGUGUCCACACAGCCCACUCGAUCCACUCGAGCCAUUCGAACCACAGCGCCGUAACAGCCAGUACACGAGUAGCACAACCCAGCGCAGGCAACGCAACAAUCACCGAACUCCGCGAACAAAUCAUCGCCGACGCCCGAAUGCUCUACCCAGACAUUUUCAAGCGAUAUCUCAGCGGCAAAGGUCUAAUACAAGGACCCGUCCGUCGGGAAGAAAUCUUCGAUAUUGUCAUCAUCAGGAAACCUAGCGCGCAAGGAAUCACGGCUGUGUUGGUUUAUGGGAGGCCCGAGAGUAGGAGGACUGCGUUGCAGAGUGAGGAGAAGAGGUCUUAUUUUGACGCUAUGGAGAGUUUGUUGCUUUGCUUGGCUGGGAAUUUGGGGGAGAAGAGUAGGAUUGAGAGGGAUGGUAAUAGACCGCGUUAUCGAUGGGAGCUUAUUAGGAUUAAGGGAAAGGAUAUUGGGUUGAUAGGGAGAGGGGGAAAGGAGGCGGAGGAUGUUCUGCUGCUUCCUUAG
Molecule: messenger RNA, 513 nt
Organism: Ramularia collo-cygni
Lineage: Eukaryota; Fungi; Ascomycota; Dothideomycetes; Mycosphaerellales; Mycosphaerellaceae
Exons: 3
Coding region: 1-513 (170 amino acids)
Source: RefSeq, a predicted model, not a curated record